Durusdinium trenchii is the source of this 711-nucleotide messenger RNA. The record is from the annotation of a GenBank genome assembly. NCBI's taxonomy places the organism in Eukaryota, Dinophyceae, Suessiales, Symbiodiniaceae.
AUGGAUGCGGGAGAUCAAGGCCAAGUGAAUCUGAUGACCGGGAAGCUCUUCAAAGAGUUUGGCGACAUGGUGAAGCGCGUGGCGCGCGAUGACCAGAUCCGCGUGCUGGUGGUGAAAUCGGCCAACGAGCAUUUCUGGUUGGCGCAUUUGGACGUGAACGCCAUUCUGAAUGAGCCAAACCCACCACACGAACGAGGAGAGGUGCUGAAUGAGUGGCAUUCCAACAUGGAGAUUCUCCGGAACAUGCCCAAGGCCACCAUUGCUGUGCUGGCUGGCCGGGUAGGUGGAGGAGGCCAUGAGUUCGCCUUGAACUUUGACAUGAGAUUUGGCCUCUAUGACAAAACCAAGAUUUGUCAAAUGGAAGUUCCUCUGGGCAUCAUCCCCGGCGGCGGCGCGUGUGUGAAUUUGCGGCGGCUUUUGGGCGCCGGGAGAGCCAUGGAGGUCAUUUUGUCUGGAGAUGACAUUGAAGCAGAGCAAGCCGAGCGAUGGGGCUUGCUGAAUCGCUGCUUCAAGGAUCGUGAGCAGCUGGAGGCGCACGUGGCGCGCUUGGCGCAGCGCCUGGCGCAGUGGCCCAGCGAGGCCGUGCGCUGCGCCAAGGCGUCGGUCCUGGCGGCCGAGCGAAUGCCUCACACCGAGGACGGAGUGAUCGGUCCGGGGGCGGCCGAGGAGGGAGUGAUCGGUUCCGGGGAGCGGAUCGGUCCGGGGGGGUGA